Molecule: messenger RNA, 1405 nt
Organism: Linum trigynum
Lineage: Eukaryota; Viridiplantae; Streptophyta; Magnoliopsida; Malpighiales; Linaceae
Source: the annotation of a GenBank genome assembly
AGAGUUGUAAAACCCAUUAAUCGCCCUUCUGAUAAGAGUCUUUAGAACCAGAGGUAUAAAAAGUCCACAAAAUGAAAGGAGGAAAAAUUGGGGAACAUUACAAGGAUGGCCGUUGCCAGAGCUACAACCAUCAUGAUUCUCCGAGCUUUCAAUUCCCGCCAUUUCCCUUCCUCUUUAUUUACGCCGCCGUCUCUCUCGCCGUUGAGUUCCAUCGCUCUUCACUCUACCCACCGCCAAAUCAGCUCCGCCAAGGUCGUCUGCGCGGCGGCGUCCUCCUCCGACAAGAAGGUGUCCGCUCGCCUCUCUCAAGUUCAGCAGCUACUCCAUGAAGCCGAGGAACGGGCUAGCUCCGCCGGCGACGAACCUACUCCUCAAAUCACUCUCGACCAAGUAACUGUUAGCUUCGCUAGAAGUGGCGGCCCUGGAGGUCAGAAUGUGAACAAAGUGAACACCAAAGUGGACAUGCGCUUCAAUGUUAAAAAUGCAUACUGGCUAAGUGACAGGAUCAAGGAGAAGAUAUUGCAAACGGAGAAGAACAGAAUCAACAAAGAUGGUGAAAUUGUCAUUUCUUCGACUAGGACCAGAACCCAGAAGGGUAAUAUUGAUGAUGCCUUGGAAAAACUGCAGGCAAUCAUAGAAGCUGCAUCUUAUGUUCCACCACCUCCUUCAGAAGAGCAAAAGAAGAAAAUUGCAAAGCUAGCUGCCAUAGGUGAGCAGAGGAGACUGAAUAACAAGAAGGUUCUUUCAGAUAAGAAAGCUUUUAGAAGAAGCCGAGACAGCUGGGACUGAAUGACUGAUUAUCAAUACUUGUAAGGCUACUAAUUACUCCCUCAACAGAUUAUCUAAAUGUUACGCUUUCAGUUUCCACAUUCUGUCACGAAAAUCGUUCAAUUGCAGUGAAGCAGCACUUGUAGGUAAAACAUCUUUGUUGAUUCUGUUCUUCUCCCCUACAUCUUCCAGUUUCCACAUUCUGUCACGAAAAUCGUUCAAUUGCAGUGAAGCAGCACUUGUAGGUAACUGGGUAUAUUGUUCCAAAUAGACAUUGUGCAUUCUCAAUUAAUGUUUUUGUUGAGAUCUGUAGUUUGGACAAUGUGUUUUGACUUUUGACCAUGUAGAAUGGGAGUGACUUUUUUUCUUCAUUAUUUUACAGUUUUACUACAAUUUUAAAAUUCCUAUUACUCUCCUCCUUUCCUCUCUUCUUGUUUCUGUUGCUCAAGUGCGACCACCUUGUAUCUUGGGGCCGUAAUUAACCAUGCAGUUGUCGUUGGUUUCUGACCCCGUCGGCUUUUCCCCUCUCUUUCAUUCCCGAACAAGAGACGAUCCAACGGAAAAAAAGUUUUUUUUAUCAUGACAUGAACAGCUCCAUUAUACAUUUCGUGAUGCAAAAUGAAAUGACGCACACUAA